AUGGCCUCGUCGUCGUCUCCGGCAAGUAGCCACCCACCUGGCCCAUUUUCUCUAGGGUUGGAGUCCUCAGCAAACAAGAUUGGCAUCAGCAUCGUCUCCAUCUCCGGGCAAAUCCUCUCCAACCCGCGCCAUACAUACAUCACCCCACCAAGCCACGGUUUCCUGCCCCGGGAGACCGUGCAGCACCACCUCGUCCACCUACUCCCUCUACUCCGCGUAGCACUCGCCGAGGCCGAUGCCUCUCCUGUCGACCUCGCCUGCAUUUGCUACACCAUGGGCCCCGGCAUGGGCGGGCCUCUCCAGGUCGCCGCCGCAUCGGCCCGGGCUCUGUCGCUCCUAUGGGGGAAAGCGCUUGUCGCUGUCAAUCACUGUGUUGCGCACAUUGAAAUGGGCCGCGCGAUCACCAGCGCCGUGGACCCUGUUGUGCUCUACGUCUCAGGUGGCAACACGCGGGUCAUCGCGUAUAGCGAAGGGAAGUACAGGAUCAUCGGUGAGACCAUUGAUAUUGCCGUCGGGAACUGCCUCGACCGCUUUGCGCGGAUCCUCGAGCUCUCGAAUGACCCCAGCCCUGGGUAUAACAUCGAGCAGCUUGCAAAGAAGGGAGAGAAGUUCAUCGACCUCCCUUAUGUUGUAAAGGGUAUGGAUGUGUCAUUUAGUGGCAUAUUGAGCUUCAUCGAAGCUGCAGCGAUUGAAAAGCUUGAAAAUAACGAGUGCACACCAGCAGACCUGUGCUACUCAUUGCAGGAAACUCUCUUUGCUAUGCUUGUUGAAAUCACUGAACGUGCCAUGGCACAUUGUGAUUCGAAGGAUGUUCUUAUUGUUGGUGGUGUUGGAUGCAAUGAACGUUUGCAAGAGAUGAUGAGGAUUAUGUGCUCAGAGAGAGGGGGUAGGCUGUUUGCAACUGAUGAUCGAUAUUGUAUAGACAAUGGUGCGAUGAUUGCAUACACUGGUUUACUGGCAUAUGCACAUGGUGUGACCACACCCCUGGAGGACUCCACAUUUACUCAAAGGUUCCGAACUGAUGAAGUUCAUGCAAUUUGGAGGGAGAAGGAGGUUCCAGUAUUAAAUAACACAGAUUCUGAUGCAGCGGCUGAAGUAUCCAUAGAUGGAACCUCUGGGCCGACUCCAAUUGCUGUAGAUUCCUGAGGUGCUGGUGCCUUUUGUUGAUUAUUUCGGAAAGAUUAUGUUGCUGCAGAUAUGAGGCUUUGCUUGAUGAUUUGUAGAAAGCCUGGAAGGCUAAUGGCAGAGUGCCUCGUACAUUUUGUUCGUCAUGACUGACUGGAAUAUCUCACCAGUUGCAAGUGAUCUGCAAAAAGACAUUGCUAACUCCUCUCCCUGUUCCAAAUUAUUUGAAGGUCUAGGUUUGUCCCAAGUUAAAACCUUGUUAAGCUUGACCAAGUCUAUAGAAAAAUGAACCAACAUCUACAACACAAAUUAGCUUCAUUAGAUUCAUCAUAAAAUAUAUUUUCAUACUAUACAUAUUUGAUGUUGUAGAUAUUAGUAAUUUUUUCUAUGAACUUUAUCAAACUUGUAAGAGUUUGACUUAGGCAAAGCUAGAACUUUUGAGUAAUUUGGGACAGAUGGAGUAUCUCGUAAUAUGGAUCUGUUGAUUGACGCUACCCUUCCGCUCCUAUGUGUGUGAUACUAGUAUUUGAUGAAAAAGUUAACUUAAAAGUUGAGAAAGUAUGUUGGUAGCACUAUUCCCAUUUUGAAAGCUGUACCUUGCCCUGCUAUGUGUGUGACACUAGUCUUUGAUGUAGAAGUAAACUUAAAAUUGAAAAAUCAUGUUGGUAGCACUGUUCCCAUUUUGAAAAUUGCAGUUUUGUUUUACCGAUUGUUUACAAGGAGCAGCAGUAUUAUUCCUUCAAA
Molecule: messenger RNA, 1869 nt
Organism: Triticum urartu
Lineage: Eukaryota; Viridiplantae; Streptophyta; Magnoliopsida; Poales; Poaceae
Source: RefSeq, a predicted model, not a curated record